AGAAUGCUUGCUAAGACCAUAACAGGUAGUUUUGCAAGUGCGAUCCAUGGUCUGAGCAGUAGCAAUCUUACGGAAACAGUGAUCCAGAGAAGCAAGCGUAUGAUUCUGGAUACAUUGGGAGUUGGAUUGAUUGGCACCCAGACUGAAGUGUUCCAAAAAGCCUUGCAGUACAGCAAAAUAUACAGCACAGACAUCUCCAGCACUGUGUGGGGCCGAUCAGAUGUCCGCCUCCCUCCACUCUAUGCCUCUUUUGUCAAUGGAGUUGCUGUUCACUCAAUGGAUUUCGAUGAUACCUGGCAUCCUGCAACACACCCGUCGGGAGCUGUACUGCCCCCCUUGAUAGCCCUAUCGGACACCUUUCCACCCAGUCGGAAACUGUCAGGCCUGGACUUUCUAUUAGCUUUCAAUGUUGGAAUUGAAAUACAGGGAAGACUCAUGCAGUUUUCUCGGGAAGCAAGCAAUAUUCCAAAAAGGUUUCAUCCCCCUGCUGUGGUUGGUACCAUGGGAAGUGCAGCAGCUAUGUCCAAACUCCUUUGCCUGGAACUGUCCCAAUGCAGGGACGCUUUGGCUAUUGCAGCCUCAUAUUCUGGUGCUCCUUUGGCUAAUGCAGCCACACAAACCAAACCAUUACAUAUAGGCAAUGCAGGCAGGCAUGGGCUGGAAGCCGCAUGCCUAGCAUCUUUAGGACUUGAAGCGAAUAAACAAAUUCUUGAUUUGGAGUCAGGAUUUGGUGCUUUCUAUAAUGACUAUGAUCCACAAGCUCUACCAGCACUAAAGUCAUACACAUGGCUGCUGGAGAAACAAGAUGUUGCCUUCAAGCGCUUUCCUGCUCAUCUUGGAAUGCACUGGGUGGCAGAUGCAGCAUGUGCUAUCUAUAAACACAUUGUUGACGUAGAUAGAUUGCUACCAAUCAACAAGAUAGAGAAAAUUUUACUGAAAUUUCCAGAUGCUAAGUAUGUGAACCGUCCCUUCCCUACUUCGGAACAUGAAGCUCGUCAUUCUAUCCAGUUCAAUGCAUGCACAGCUCUGCUUGAUGGAGCAGUAUCUGUGGAAUCAUUCAAUGAUCACAACAUAUCAAGGCCAAAUCUCCAGGAACUUCUGGGAAAAAUACAAGUUGAACAUCCAUCUGACAACAAACCCAGUUUUGAGAAAAUGUAUUGUGAGGUUAGUGUAAUGCUUAAUAACGGAGACACUUUUACAGAGAGAUGCAACACAUUCUAUGGCCACUGGAGGAAGCCUUUAAGCAAUGAAGACCUUGUGAAAAAAUUUAAGAGCAACGCUUCCACAGUUCUGUCAAGCGAUGGAGUGGAAGGCAUUGUGGAGAUUGUGGACAAACUGGAAGAUGUAGCAGACUGUUCUGUAUUAAAUGCAAUCCUUAAAAAUAGGACUCAAUCUACGGAUGAGCACAAACAAGUCAUUCUUAAUGAUCUUUAAUUGUUAUAUAUGUGUAAAGCUGCCUUAGCUCUACUAAUGAAUGUAACCAAAAUGUUUGUCGCCACAGAGCCGGUAAUACUUUUUAAAU
Molecule: messenger RNA, 1522 nt
Organism: Spea bombifrons (plains spadefoot toad)
Lineage: Eukaryota; Metazoa; Chordata; Amphibia; Anura; Pelobatidae
Gene: ACOD1
Product: aconitate decarboxylase 1
Exons: 5
Coding region: 4-1434 (476 amino acids)
Molecular function (GO): lyase activity
Source: RefSeq, a predicted model, not a curated record